AUGUCCAACGGUAUAGAUUUUGCCAAAUUGACGAAUCCAAAACAUCAGCAACAUCUUUCCAGGUACUUGACUCCAAGAAAGACAGGGCCUGGUACACAAAGUAAUAUUCAAAAAAAUUUCAAGUCUGAAUACAUGUUCUUAUUGAAAUGCAACGGCGUAGAUGAUACAUUUGGGAACCAGUGGUUCCAGAGCCAGAAAGACAAAGGCCUUAAACUCAUCCAAAUUCGAGAUUUCUUGAGUUACUUAAUCACUAAUGUAGACGAAUAUCGCAAUGAAGUUAAGAUGGGACGUGGAGUCUGUGUCCGCUAUACCUUCUGCGUUUUCUUAAGUUAUUAUCAAAACCAACUCUCAUCCAUUUUGAGUUCGUUAGGUAUCUACAAUAAGACAGCCGAUACACCCACAACAGCAGAGAUUGCUUAUGAUAGAGCUUAUGAAGAAAUGAACGAAAAGGGUGUGGCAACUGCAGCAGUGAACUUAGCCAAUAGUUUAGGAACAACUGUUCUCACAGCCUAUCUCGUGAAUUACAAAACCGUUAUGCUUGCUGUCGACAAAAAUGUCAUUCCUGAUCCAAAAUUUGCAGAACACCUUGAUUCUCAGGCCGUAUUCUUUGACAUUUUUGAAACCUUUUGA
This is a messenger RNA of Trichomonas vaginalis G3, 630 nucleotides long. RefSeq lists its product as uncharacterized. The record is from RefSeq and is a predicted model, not a curated record. Bases 1 to 630 code for a protein of 209 amino acids. The transcript has a single exon. NCBI's taxonomy places the organism in Eukaryota, Parabasalia, Trichomonadida, Trichomonadidae.